Eimeria mitis is the source of this 1812-nucleotide messenger RNA. RefSeq lists its product as uncharacterized. The record is from RefSeq and is a predicted model, not a curated record. The transcript has 6 exons. The coding region runs from base 1 to 1812 and encodes 603 amino acids. NCBI's taxonomy places the organism in Eukaryota, Apicomplexa, Conoidasida, Eucoccidiorida, Eimeriidae.
AUGUUUCCGCUUACACCUAUUCAGCGGUUGCUGCUGGAAGCAGGGGAGGAGCAGGGGACGUACCCGGGGGCAUCAGCUGACCAGCAGCAGCGACAGCAGCAGCUACUGCAGCAGCUGCAGCAGCAGCUACUGCAGCAGCACACACAACAGCCACAGCAACAGCAGCAGCAGCAACAGCAGCAGCAGCAGCAACAGCAGCAGCAGCAGCAGCAGCAGCAGCAGUUUUCCAUAGACUACCCCUUCUGCCCGCUGCUGCCUGACCCCCUAGACCCCUCAACAUAUCACAGCAGCAGCAAAAGGAGCAGCAGGCGCUGCGGCAGCUGCCGCAGCAGCAGCAGCAGCAGCAGCAGCAGCAGCAGCAACAAUGUAUCUGCCCCUCAGAGUCUGCUGCUGGAAGCUCAGUUUUCCAUAGACUACCCCUUCUGCCCGCUGCUGCCAGACCCCCUAGACCCCUCAACAUAUCACAGCAGCAGCAAAAGGAGCAGCAGGCGCUGCGGCAGCUGUCGCAGCAGCAGCAGCAGCAGCAGCAGCAGCAACAAUGUAUCUGCCCCUCAGAGUCUGCUGCUGGAAGCUCGCGGGAUCUGCGCUCAGCAGCAGCAGCAGCAGCAGCAGGACCUUCUAGUACAAGCGUUGUUGCUGCUGCAGCAGGCUGACCAGCAGCAGCAGCAGCAGCAGCAGCAGCAGCAGCAGCAGCAGCAGCAGCAGCAGCAGGAUUCUGAGGCGCAGCAGCUAGUGCAGCAGCUGCUGCAGCAUGAGCUGCAGCAGCAGCAAGACGUGCAGCUGCUGCAGCAGAUCGAAGCAGCAGCAACAGCUGAAGACACAGCAGGAGAGUGGAUAGAUGAGUUGCUGUCAGUUUGCUGCUGCUGCGAAGCAGCAGCAGCAGACAUGCUGCUGCUGCUAGGGGCCCCAGACCCCGCACAGCAGCAGCAGCAGCAGCAGCAGCAGCAGUUGCUGCAGCAGCAGCACCCCAUUCGCUCGCCUUCGAUGCAGCGUUUGCUGCGGCAGGUGCAGCAGCAGCAGCAGCAGCAGCAAGAGCUGGAGGACCCGUCACAAGGCAGCAGCAACGCUGCAGCAGCAGCAGCAACUGCUGCUGCUUCACCCACCACAGCAGCAGCAGCAGCAGCUGCUGCUGCUGCUGCAGAUUCAUCUGAGCCGCUGCAGCAACUGCGCUCGCUUGUUUGUCGUCACAGCUUAUCCAACAGCAGCAGCAGCAGCAGCAGCAGCAGGAGCAGCAGCAGCAGCAGCAGCAGAAGGCAGAGUAACAGCAGCAGCAGCAGCAGAAGGCAGAGUAGCAGCAGCAGCAGCAACAGAGGCGGCAGCAGCAGCAGCAACCGCAGGCGCAGAAGGCGCAACCCUAGCGGCCGCAGCAGCCGCACCUACAACAGCAGCAGCAGCAGCAGCAGCAAGUGGUUUUUUGCUGCUUUAUGGCUGCAGCACGCCCUAGGUAGACACAACGAUCUGCUGCAGCUGCUGCAGCGGCACGCGGAGCAGCAGACAGCAGCAAACCCGCAGCUGGUGCUGCUGAAGGCGCAUGCACUGGUAAGCAGCAGCAGCAGCAGCAGCAGCAGCAGCAGCACAGCAGCAGAAGGGAGAGUAGCCGCAGCAGCAGAAGGCAGAGUAGCAGCAGCAGCAGCAGCAGAAGGGGGAGUAGCAGCAGCAGCAGCAACAGAGGCGGCAGCAGCAGCAGCAACCGCAGACGCAGAAGGCGCAACCCUAGCGGCCGCAGCAGCAGCAGCUACAACAGCAGCAGCAGCAGCAGCAGCAGCAGCAGCAAGUGGUUUUUUGCUGCUUUAUGGCUGCAGCACGCCCUAG